AUGACCAGAUAUUUUCAAAUGCGCCCCUGCGAAGCCAGCUUUACGGGUGCUACGCCGACUCGUCGUUUCCAUCAUUGCCAUCGGCAUUGCAGUCAGCGGACCAUCGAGCGUGCAUUUCAACAAUCGGCUCCGGCUUGCAGUAUGACGGGGUGCAGCGCACCAAACUGCACAGGCGGCACCGAAGGUGGCAAAGGUUUUUACGUGGUGCAGUGUGGACAGACAGACGCGCAUGCAUCGGCGACUGGUAUGGUUACUCCGUAUGUGCCGAGACCAGCCUGCUCCGAAAGGGACCAAGAUGUACGAGCAGAUCGAUCCUACCGAACAUCAAGAAAAACGUCACCACAACACCCAAGAAGCAUGUCCUCGCAAAAAACUUUGGACACCGCCGACUGCGUCGUAUUCGGCGUGCUUACGGCUGUGGGUUACAUCGUAGGCAUAUACUUCUCGUUUUCCAGGCGGCGGCAGAAGCUGGUGUCCAGUGAUAGUAAUGUGGCCAGCGUGGAACUUGAAGCGUUCCUGGGAGGCCACAGUCUCCCGGCCGCUGCCCUGGCCGUAUCUGUUCUGGCGUCCGUGGCGAACGGCAUGAACGUGGUCGGAUUUGUGGGUCACUACUACGCUCACGGGUUCCACGCGCUGUGGAUCUUGGUGGGUACUCCACUGGCGACCACCUUUGCGGUGGUUGUGAUGGUUCCGCUUCUUUAUCGCCUCGGCGUGGCAUCCAUCUUUCAGUAUCUUCGUAUGCGUUUCGACAACAAGGUCGGAAUCACGGCGAGCAUCGUCUAUUUCGUCCUAAGCCAAACACUUGGCGCCGUGGGAAUCUAUAGUGCUGCGAUUGGAUUGGCUACAAUGCUCUCGGUUCCGCUGUUGUAUUCCAAUAUCGUAAUUGGCCUCGCGGGAACAAUUUACACAGCCCUGGGUGGACUUCGUGGCGUUGUCUGGGCGGACUGCGUACAAGCACUCGUUAUGUUCAUAGCGCCGUUGACGAUUAUUGCGAAGGUCCUUUACGACUCUGGCCGCGUGGAUCCACCGCUGAGACCCAUGCGUGAUCUCAAUGUUACAGAGUACAUGUUCAGAUCAAACUUGGAUAUGACGCUCGACGAAAACAUAUGGAGUUGCUUCAUCGGUGGCCUGCCGUACAUUUUUGUGCGGGUAGGAUUGGACCAAAUGGUUGUGCAGAGAUUUAUGGCAGCGAGAACUGUACAAGAUGCCAAAAGGAUCGCGAUCGUCAGUUCGGUGUUCGUGGUCUUUUUUUUCUUCCUAGUUGGAGUUGCUGGUGGGACAAUAAUUUAUUGGUACAGAGACUGUGACCCACUCCUGUCUGGCGCUAUCAAGAGCUAUGAUCAGGUUGUGCCUUACUACCUAAAAGAAAGUCUUUCGGAGGUCACAGCACUGCGGGGGCUAUUUCUCGCAGGCCUCCUAGGCGCUACAACAAGCACGGUUUCAUCAGUUGUCAAUUCUCAUGCGGCCACAUUUUUCAUCGACGUUAUUGCACCGUACUACAUUUUAUCGGAGGGGAAGGCCUUGAUUGUAAUGCGGCUGCUUGCGUUUGCCAGCGGUACGAUCAUGACACUUUUUGCAAUCGCAGUGCCCUCUAUUGGUACCGCGACUCGGCUGUUCUUAAACUUCUAUGCCUCCGCUUCGGGACCAUUCGCAGCGCUUGUCAUUCUGGCUGUCUCGAGUCCAUGGGUCAAUGCGAAGGGUGCCGCCUGGGCGAGCGUGGUCGUUUGUGGGCUCCAGCUGUGGCACGCGGUUGGCAGGAGCUUGUCCAGUGUGGUGAAGCCGCCCGUGUUUCCUGGAACGCUCGACAGGUGCCCGGGACCAGAAAACGUGACCGCCGAAAUAGCGAGGAAUCUGUACACUACGGACGCACACAGCUCCUACGUCUUCCCGCUGUAUCGCCUUUCCUUCUUUUGGAGUUCCUUUUUCGGUUCCCUGCUGACGAUACUGCUUGCCAUGGUGUUGAGCUUCGCAACAGGUGGAAGGCAGAAGGCCAGAAACAAGCUACGCUUCACCAGCCCUGUAUUUAUAGACACCUGGAAAAGAUUCAAGUUCAUCAGUCAAAAAUUUGACGUGGAAACGUCGAAGGCAUUCAAAAUUUCAGGCGACAAGUCCGAGGAUGACGAGCACACGGCGCUAGGCGCGGAGCUGUCUCCGGUCUUGAAAGAGCGUGCAAGCAGCGACGUGUCCGCUGGAAACGUGGCAGAGUGCUCGACGUAAUAACGGAACUAUCAGUUGCAGGUCACUGUCAUUCAGGUUCCUACUGUGAUUGCGUGAGACCAAGUCACUUCUGCAUUCGCAACGACGAUGUCAACUGAGAAAACCACGCUGACACGAGUAACUGCCGUCAUUGGAAACAUUUAACGUGCGUGAGGACUGAGAAGACAGACAUGUCUAACCGAGGUCACCUAAACAGCGUAACGUCGGCUACUUCAGGCUGUGGCGGUGAUGAUUUAGACUGCGAUUGGACAAUCACAGAGGUGGGACCCACUCAUGGCCACCUGACUUUAUAUGCCUCGUCACGGAAACGUAGUUCACUUCUGUAGCGUCAUGCUCCGUACGCGCAUCCAUAUAAUUACGUUGUGCCAUGGGCAUCCUGCUGUAAGUGGAUUCUUCCUGGCAUCGAGGUCUCCAGAGGCAACCAUGAUGACGUAGCCGCUCCAUUCCAAUCCCGUUUCGGUUCGGCGUCGCUGGUCGGAGUAGCACUCCGCCCAUAUCACAGUCUUAUCGGCUGGCAGCGAGCGAAAGAUAAAAAUUGAAUCGGUCGAAUUGUAUUGCUAGAUUUUACCGGCCCAGCAGUUUUGAGGCAUGCCUGUAAGGGGAAGUACUUACUCUUACACAAAACAAAGCCAUCAAGAUAAGCACUUAGCGGUUGUUUCUUAUAAUGGAGGCGAGAUUUAUUUUCAAAUCAAGUUGUCGCGCUCUGCUUUCACAGACUUCAAACCUACUCACUUCUUAUAGCUGUGUUUUCUAUAGCGACGCAAGUAUAGCUUCUAAAGAAGAUCUGUUUUUCCCAUAGAUAAGAGUUGUGUGGAGAGCCAAUGUGCUUUAUUCAGUGGAAGUUCCAGCGCAGCCCGUUUUUCUUUCUUCAAGCUUUAUGCACCCGCCGUGGUUGCUCAGUGGCUAUGGUGUUGGGCUGCUGAGCACGAGGUCGCGGGAUCGAAUCCCGGCCACGGCGGCCGCAUUUCGAUGGGGGCGAAAUGCGAAAACACCCGUGUGCUUAGAUUUAGGUGCACGUUAAAGAACCCCAGGUGGUCGAAAUUUCCGGAGUCCUCCACUACGGCGUGCCUCAUAAUCAGAAAGUGGUUUUGGCACGUAAAACCCCAAAUAUUAUUAAGCUUUAUGCGAAUAAUAUGCUACAGCUUGCCUCCCCUUUUCUUCAGAUUAUCCUGCUUCAUGUGCAGCGUGAUAGUGCUCGCUUCUUAUUUAUCGUGGGGGCGUUUCUUUAUUUGAGCAAGUGCACUACUUAAUGCUGUUGCUUACAUGUAUGUUUGGAAAGGAAAAUACAAAGAUUUUCGGUGCAAAUAUUGUUCGCUUGCCUCGUUCUCACAAGGUUUUGCGGUAAAAAAAGGAGGAAUUAUGCUGUCCAGUGGUAAGUAAAUCACUGUCCUAGCCUGUUUAAUAAUAUGUUGUUAAAUAUAGAACAAAAAUAUUGAAAAUGCAGAUUCCAGUGCAAGCUUGAGAGCACAGUGUUCCAGUUCGAUCAUUGUAACUGAAAAAUACGUGUUUGCCAAUGUAAUGGAGUUUGUCGGGAAAUAUUACAAGCUACAACAUACUGAGAAGUGUAAAUUGUUUCACCACAAAUCGAGAAACACACACAAAAGAGAGAACUGAUAGAACUCAUGGGUUCAUCCUAACAUGAAGUGAGCUACUGUAGGUUUUAGAAACUUGGCAAAGUAUCUGUUUUGCAUCUAAAUUUACUUGUGUUAAAUUUAAGCAUUCGUCUAGUCUAAUAAACCAGCUUGCAUGCUCACUUCUAACAUUGUGCGAUAAACAGCAUAGAGGGGGGUGUUGCAACGACAUGCGGGAGUGUGCGCAUCUCCAUUCCGUUUGCCUGGGCGAGAAAUCGUAUAUUUCUAUAGUUAAGCUAAUUUGCUUAUUUCUGUUCUUCCACUAAUUGCUAUACUGUGGGCUGCGCUAGUAACAGAAUGGGAUUGAAGGAAAAAAAAUUGCGACCUGAUUCGUCGUGCCGUGCAUUUUUCGUACAUGUGGUUUUUGUGCAAUCCGCAGUUUGAAUCGAUAUCAGCUCCACCAGCUUAAAGUUCUUUUAAUUAGAAGGUUCCUGAAAUUUACAUAGCAGAAAAGAAACUUUAGACAAUGCUAUGACAAAUUCAGUUUCGUUUGCGCAAUCAAAAGUGAGUAUGAGAUUCAAUGGGAGGGAUAAUAAAAGACGCUUUAACAUCAGAAGUGUAGCUCCGGCGUUGCUAAUAUAACCACAUGUCAGUGAAAUCUUAAUAUUUUUGCGCGAUAAGCCUAAUUAUAAAACUCCAAAGAGUGAAAUAUGGACAAAACUUUCAUUUUGCGAUUAGCGACAUGGUGGCUUGAUUCGCGAUCGAACAUUAAUGUGGUAUACUUCAGUUUCCAAGCAGCGUAGACUCUAAAUCCAUCUGGCUGCUGGGUCUUUAAAAGUCACGAGACGGAGAACGGCUUGGGUUUUCUGACAUAGCUGGACAAAUGCAGUCGUCACGUAUGCUGCAUUACCAAUGCUCACUUUUAUAGGGUAACUACACGAAAAGAUAUAGACAAAGCAUCCAGAGCAAUACCCUACACGUGCUGGCUUUAUUAGCGACAGUACACGAGAGUAAACGCAGCAAUUUCAUCGGAAGUGUAACACACGACAACGGCGAAAUCCCUUGCUGACGUCACCGAAGCGCUGCUCGAGCACCUCCAUCGGUCGCGCGCGUGGCAUAUGGUUCAACGUCUGCAGCAUAUGUGGCGGCAGACUGAGCUAGCUACUGGUACAUAGAAGGUAGUUAAAAAAUAUGUAAAGAUGUGCUUCCGUCUAGUGGCUAUAGGGAUACUGAACCUCGGCUCUUCUAAGGAUCACCUACCGCGGGCUGGUGGAACCCGGCCGCUACGCAUACGCCAAUGGGAAAUUGCCGCAGCGAACAACUAGAACAACUAGUUUGAACUAGAGGUUCAAACUAUAAUGAAUGGUAGAAGAAAAGAGAAAGUGUCACACCGUAUCUCAAUGUUUCCGCUGCAGUUUUAAAUACUUGUGUGAAGCUUGCAGGUAGGCGUGGAAGCAGGUGCCUUGUGUCCUAACUAUUUGUAGUGAUGGAGAUGGGCUUUUUUUUUCUUCUCGACGUUACGUUAUGGAAAGAGGAAAGUUUAGCCUCAGGAACUAAAACACAUGGAAUACAUGGAAACACAAAUUAUUUCUCUUAGCAACCGCUACACAGUGCUUGACGAAAUGUUUGGCAAAAAAAAAACAUUGUCGAAAUUGGAUAGAGUUGAAUUAGACUUAAGCCAUAUUUCUUCGCACAGGUGUCAAUGAAAGCACCGGAAUUUAUAAGUAAAACAGCAUGCGAAGAACUUUAAAAUUGAGCGAAUACAAAAUAAGAAAGGGUGAGUGCAGUUUUGUGAGCUAAACCUGUCGAGGAACAAAAAGCGGACGAAACCGAUAUUCUAUGAUUACAGCUUUGGCCAAACCAUCGUAAGCACUCUCCUGUUAGCUUAAGUUGUAAUGUAACGCUUAUUUCCUAGUGCCAGGAUUGGAGAAUGGCCCCCAAUCAGUCUGUUGAAAUGCAAUACAAUCAUGUUCACACACAAGAAAUAGACAUCCUCAAAUCAAUAGCAAUUUUGUUCACGGUGAACGCGUGACUGAGGUGUCACAUGAUAAAUAUAUGGGAGUUAUGUUUGCCAAUAAUCUUUCAUGGAACACAAGCAUUCACUACUUAUCAUCGAAAGCCAGCCGUGCGCUCAACGUUAUCAGAAGGAAUUCUUAGCAUGGUCUUCAUGAACUCAAAUAACUAUUAUACCUAACUAAUCUCCGUCCAGUAUUAGAAUAUGUCCAUUCUGCAUGGGAACCUUACCCAAAGAAAAACUAAAUAAGCUUGAGCGUGUGCAGAAACGUGCAGGCUGCUUCGUUUGUUGCAACUAUGACUUCAGGAAAAGCACUACCGCAAUUCCGAAUGAUCUGCGUUAUCCAUCACUAGAAUAUAGGAGGAAUAAUCUCAGAUUAUGCCUUUUCUAUAACAUAUUCCGUGGCAGAACCGGCAUUGACAAGGACAUGUAUGUUAAGUCACCAACUUAUGUGUCUCAUUGAACAGGUCACUCAAUGAAAAUGCGGGAAUUCAGGUGCAGGGUGAAUAUUUCUGAGUAUGCUUUCUUUACGAAAACAAUUCAUGACUGGAAUGCUUUACCAAACCACAUUGUCACAGCUCCUCCCUCAUCUUUCUCUACUCACCUGCAGCGUUUGUGGUUCAACUUCUGAUGCACUGUUUUGUCUAUAAGCUGCUCUGUGCAGCUUGAUCUUUUUCUUCGCUUUGGCUUUUUAUGUGUGUUCUUUUGUCCCGCAGAAUUUUCAUAUUAAUAUGUAUAAUAGUAUGCUAUUCUUGAAUUUUUUUUCUAUAUGUGUAAUGAAGCGUGUUGUUGAUCUGUCUGUGUACGCGCUUUCUGGAAACGUUUUUAUACGGAUGUAUGUACGGAUUAAUCUGCUUACCGCUUUUCUGUACUCUCCCUCCCCCUUAUAUAGUGCCCAUUCGGGUGCUGUAGGUAUUGUAAAUAAAUGAAUGAAUAAAUAAAUAAAUACUUCAAUUCACACACAAUAUUAAUGGCUUUCAGAUGUCCCAACAGGUGUAGUUUGGAGAAGUGCAAAGUCUAGUUACAUAUUUGCAAAUAGGUGCUUUAUUGUUCUUACCGAUUUUCCGUAACAUUUAAGGGAUAGACUAUUUUACGGAAACGUUUAGAUGCCGCCAUCUUGGACUGUUAACGCUGCUGUUUUGUGUCUUUAACGACGAAGUGUACGUUACUACAGUCGAUUCCCAAGCAUGAAAAUAGUUGUAUAAAUCCGUUCAGCGUUUCAUGACCAUGUUACGUCAAUUCUAAUAAAACAUAGAAAUUGUUUGUGUAACAGUCCCAGAAGGUGGCGCCUAUGAAGGGACAUGCGCCAAAUCAAUAUACAUCUUCGCACAAGCGGUGAAAUUAAAUGGUGCUGUCUUUUCUGUUGAA
Molecule: messenger RNA, 7170 nt
Organism: Dermacentor albipictus
Lineage: Eukaryota; Metazoa; Arthropoda; Arachnida; Ixodida; Ixodidae
Source: RefSeq, a predicted model, not a curated record